UUGACGACCCAAAAACAACAGGUUGAGUCUCCUGCCGCCAUGAUGCGUGCUCUGCAGAAGUUUCUGCUCUUUCAUGCCCUGACAUGUCUUGGACGGAAUGCACUUGGGAGUGAAAUCAUACACGGAAAAAUUGCUCCACAGAACCAGAUGCUGUAUAUGGCCUCAGUGCAGACCGGAGGUGGACAUGUGUGUGGAGGCUCCCUCAUCAGUGAUAACUUUGUCCUCACUGCUGCACACUGUGCUGAUCGACAUCCACUGGUGAGGGUUGUUUUUGGCACCCACAAUCUCAGAAAGACUGGGAUAGUCAGAGCCAUUGAGCAGGGAUGCAAACAUCCUGAUUAUCGGAAGGACACGAUAGAAAAUGACAUCAUGCUCCUCAAACUGUCUCAGAGUGUUCCAGUGGGUAGAACAAUACAACGCAUUCGACUUCCCCCUCCUAACAUGAACCUACGACCCAACCAAAUGUGCCAUGUAGCUGGAUGGGGAGUGGCCGACGCUGGUAGAGCUGUUGAUGACCUGAGAGUGGUGGGUGUGUCUGUCGUCGACCAGAAUGUGUGUAGACAGCAAUGGACUUGGAUUCCUGCCAAUGUCAUCUGUGCAGGUGGAUAUCGAACACUCAGAGGAGCCUGCUUUGGUGAUUCUGGCGGUCCUCUGGUGUGCAAUGGGGUGUCUGCUGGUGUCACGUCUUACAUAGGCGGGGGUUGUUGGGACGAACGCUUUCCCAAUGUCUAUACAGACGUGUCCAAGUUCCGUCCCUGGAUCAACCAGAUUCUCAGUCGCAAUGGUUGUUAAAUACAACAACCUUACAGAAAGCUUUGCUUCAGUAUACCUUCAUUGUAUUUAGGAGGUUAUGUAGUUAUGUCGCUCUGUCAGUGUUUUCUUUUGUAUUCAUUUUUCUGUAAGAGAUGUUUUGACUUGACUUGUUUUUCUGACAAUGUGGACUUUAACUACCCCACAUCCAAAAUGUUCACCAUUAUCAAAAACAGUGAAUAACUUAAAGUUCAACAUUAAACAUUAUUUUUUGGUGACAAGCACAGAUCAAUCAUGGUCAGUAAAAAACAUCAACAGACUCAGUAAUGAUCCUCCUUUAGAACACGUGGGAUUAAUCUAGCUAAUUAGUUUCAUGACUGGGUGGGAGGCAGUGCUGCUUAAAGCCAAAGCAGGAAACAGUACCUACAGCUAAACAGAAUACAGUUACCAUCAGUUAGCAGUUAGCAGUUAGCCUGCUCUGGUGAUAUUGUAUCUUUUUCUUGGUAGAACGAAUUCAACAGGUGGCAAAAUUCUCACAUUACAUUGCAUCUUACAGCAUUAUUUAAUACAGUAACAACAAUAAUAGUAAUAUAAAGAUGAUAUGAUUAUACUUGAUAUUCAGUCCUCCUGCAAUAUCUAAUCAAAAAGAUUCAUGAGAUUGACUAUUAAGAAUGAAAGAAAAAAAGAUGGGGGAUAAAGAUGGGAGAAACCUCAGGAAGAGCCACAGGGGAGGGAUCCCUCUCCCAGGACGGACUUGUGUCCCCGACUCCCUGAACAUUUUACAAUUCUUUCACAAGAAUUGUAAAAUGUGAGAAUUCAGCAUACUGUAGUAUCUCGUACUGGCACCUCGGCUCUGGCACAGCCUUCCACUUAGCAGCAGUUCGGCUGACACUGUUGCUGCCUCCAAGUAAAAAUGUGUUUCACUCUCACAGAAUGGCCUGUCUUGACAUCUGACAUACUUUCUCAUUUCUUUCAAAAUGUCUUUGUGCCUUUUGCUUCAAACAUGUUCUAUGAAUAAAACUUUUAU
Acanthopagrus latus (yellowfin seabream) is the source of this 1777-nucleotide messenger RNA. Its product is annotated as duodenase-1-like. The record is from RefSeq and is a predicted model, not a curated record. The transcript is spliced from 5 exons. Gene Ontology annotation, biological process: proteolysis. Gene Ontology annotation, molecular function: serine-type endopeptidase activity. NCBI's taxonomy places the organism in Eukaryota, Metazoa, Chordata, Actinopteri, Spariformes, Sparidae. The coding region runs from base 40 to 792 and encodes 250 amino acids.